AUGCCCACACUACGUAUAUGGUCACGCAUUAGACACCAAACUGACGUCUCACCACAUCCCUCACCCUUCUACCCUCUAGCACACAACCCCAACUUUUUACCGGGCUUACGCCCCCAGUUCUUCCAUCAGUUCCCACUGACUCAAAAAACAAGAUACCCGAUGGUCAGCACGGUCAUCACACCAAAGGGGAUAGCUCCGCUGUCUGUCUUAACAUCCACAGACCACCCAACUUCCCAACAAUAUUUCCAAUACGCCCAACUGUCACACUUCCUGAAGGGGGAAUCACACCUUCUUCGAGGAACAAGAGCACACACCAAAUAUGAAACCUACUGUACUACACACAGCCUACAAAUCAAGCACUUAUCUAUAUUCUACAAACUCCUUAACACCAUCAAUCUCACCCCCCUCCCCCAUUCACAGCUUCAUGGGAAACUGAGCUGGGGAUCACCAUUCCAAUGGGUACAUGGCACAAAAUAUUCAUAUACGCCCAUACCACGUCCAUUAGCACCGCAGUAAGGGAAAGCACAUAUAAAAGAAUCUCUAGAUGGCACUACUCACCUGCUAAGAUACAUGCUAUUUUUCCAACAGCGCCAGAUACAUGCUGGAGGUGUGGGCAACCCAAAGGAACUACAACUCAUAUCUGGAGGCUAUGCCCGACCAUCCAAACUUAUUGGCAGAGGUUGGGAGGGCUAAUCAAGGCUAUAACAGGCCAUCAACUACCACAAUCACCUGA
Messenger RNA from Pelobates cultripes (western spadefoot toad), 733 nucleotides. The record is from the annotation of a GenBank genome assembly. Lineage: Eukaryota; Metazoa; Chordata; Amphibia; Anura; Pelobatidae.